AUGCAGGGCAGGAUCUCGAAGCACCUGAGCUUGGCCUGCGAGGCUGGGGCGGUGUACCGGCUGCUGCAGCAGGGCGUGCCCAAGGCAGAGCUGCAGAUCCAGAAAGAGCUGCUCUCCGCCGCCUUCGGCCCCGAUCCUUCCGCGUCCGACGCGAAAUUCCACCCGGACGCCCGGCGCCGGAUCUUGGCCGCGACCCAGCGCCACGCGCUCGGCGCGGUGAACGCCUCCACCGCUUUGCACCUGCUGGCGCAGACGUCAGCCAAAGGGCCCCGGAUCGCUGGGGGCAACACCGCCGAGGUGUCGGACCUGGUGCUCGCGGUAGUGGCAGGCGCCGCCUCUCCCCGAGACCUCGCGGUCGCCAGCUGGGCUGUCGCCCGCCUCGGCCUGGCUUCCGACUCGGCGCUGGCUGCGCUGGAGAACGCGGCCAAGGCGGCGGCGGAGGAGAUGGACGGCCAGGACCUGGCCAAUGUUUGCUGGGCCUUCGCGACCAUGCGGCCUUUCCGCAACGGCUCGGACUUGGAGGACCCUUUGCUGGCGCAGCUGGCAGAGGUGGCCAGCCACAAGGCGCAUACCAUGAGCCCCAGGCACCUGGCCAUCGUGACCUGGUCCCUUGCCAAGGCUCGGGUGCGCCACGAAGACUUUUGUUGGUCAGCCGCUGGGGCUGUGAAGAGCAGCAAGGCGGCCAAGUGGCUGCCCCAAGACCUGGCCAACUUCCUCUGGGCCUUCGCCGUGCUGCGCUUGGACCGCCAGAUCGCGCCGCUGGACGUGGUGGCGGCACGGGCGGCGGAGCUGAACUGGGACAAGUUCCGGCCCCAGGAGCUCUCCAUCGCCAUGUGGGCCGCCUACUCUUUGGGCAUCCGCGACUUCCGGGGCUCCUCUGCCCUUGCGGUGAAGCGCAUGCUGCAGCACGCCGCGCGGGAGAUACGGAACCACGGGGCCAAGGACUUUGAGCCGCAGCAUUUGAUGAACGCUGCGUGGGCGCUGGCCAGGUGGCAACGCCAUUGCCGCCUCAACGGCUUACCCCAGGAGUGCAAGGACUACGUUUGCCGCCCAGCCCUUCGGGUGCUGGCCACCGAAGCCGCCCACCACGCACACCACUUCCGGGCUCGGGAGAUGUCGCGCCUGGUGUGGGCGCUCGCGAGCCAGUCCUGUUACUCGGCCUGGGAAACCCGGGGCUGA
Molecule: messenger RNA, 1179 nt
Organism: Effrenium voratum
Lineage: Eukaryota; Dinophyceae; Suessiales; Symbiodiniaceae
Source: the annotation of a GenBank genome assembly